UCAGUUCUCUGCGGUAUGUUUGGUGUCGACUUCCUCUUGUCGAAGUAGAUGCCCUUUCGACUCAUGUUUUGCCUGUUUCUAACUUUGUUUUGGCCCCGUCAGACAUGAUUGCGGAAUUUUAACGUUCAUCAGAUAACAGAAUAAAAAUAUUUCAGAAUGAGCGUGCACCUCGGUAGAGCUACAUCGCUGUCAUCACAAACGUGGUCUCGAGUUGCCCAUGCUCGAUCUUCAUGGAAACUAUGGUGGUCGCAAUUCAACAGUGUAUUGUCUUGCAGAGGGAUGGCUGGCCAGUCUGAUAGUCCUAUGAAUGUUUUUGACAGGAAAGCGAAACGCAUACAGAAAAACAGAACGGCUUUGAUGAAAGAUUAUCAAGUUUAUGAGUAUUUGAAGGAUGAGAUUGGAUUCAGAGUUGCUGACAGAAUUUGCGAUGUUAAAAGAAAGUUUGGUGUUGCUGUGGAUCUUGGUUGUGGCCGCGGACAUGUCUCUAAGCACAUCUAUAGUGACAUGGUUGGAACAUUAUACCAGUGUGACAUGGCAGACAGGGUACUGAUGCAAAGUGAAUUAUCUCCUGAGGUUCCCACCCAUCGAAUUAUUGCUGAUGAAGAAUAUUUUCCUUUCAAAGAGAACUCCCUUGACCUUGUUGUCAGCAGUCUCAGCCUUCACUGGGUGAAUGACUUGCCUGGAUGCUUUAGGCAGGUCCACAAUGCACUGAAGGAUGAUGGGGUGUUUAUUGGCAGUAUGUUUGGAGGAGACACUCUGUUUGAACUGAGAGUAUCCCUGCAGUUGGCAGAAACAGAACGGGAAGGGGGUUUUGCCCCUCACAUCUCUCCUUUCAAUGUAAGAGACCUGGGCAACCUUCUCACAAGAUCUGGCUACACCAUGUUAACUAUCGACACUGACGAACUUGUAGUCAACUACCCGUCCAUGUACGAACUUAUGCAGGAUCUCAAAGGUAUGGGAGAAAACAACUGUUCCUGGAACAGGAAGUCAUUGCUGCACCGUGACACCACCAAAGCUGCAGCUGCUAUAUAUAAAGAAAUGCAUGGGAAUGAAGACGGGGUACCUGCAACAUUUCAAAUAAUGUACUUCAUUGGUUGGAAACCUGAUAAAUCACAGCCUGAGGCAGCCAUGAGGGGGAUCAGGUCAGGUGUCCUUGAAAGACCUUGAUCAGUUGGACAAGCUCACCAAAGACUUCCAUGACGCCAAGGACCGCUAUGAUAAGGAUCGGCUGGAUGAGAUAGCUGAACAGUUGCAGAAUAGAACUAAACCAGACAAAGAUGAUAAGAAAUAAAGACAAUAUUGUCCUCAAGAUAUGAAGAAGAUACUGUCCAUGUCCAAGGAGUUGAAGAAGACAUUGUUCUCAGGUGUGAAGAAGACAUUGUUCUCAAGAAAUGAAGAAGACGUGCCAAGGAGUUGAGAAGACAUUGUCCUUAGAAAUGAAGGAGACAUUGUCCUCAAGAGAUUCAUGAAGACGUGCCAUGUUGAAUGCCUCAUAUUAAUUAAAUAAAUGAAAAAAGGUUC
Messenger RNA from Haliotis rubra (blacklip abalone), 1521 nucleotides. RefSeq names its product arginine-hydroxylase NDUFAF5, mitochondrial-like. Gene Ontology annotation, biological process: mitochondrial respiratory chain complex I assembly. NCBI's taxonomy places the organism in Eukaryota, Metazoa, Mollusca, Gastropoda, Lepetellida, Haliotidae. Gene Ontology annotation, cellular component: mitochondrion. Gene Ontology annotation, molecular function: S-adenosylmethionine-dependent methyltransferase activity. The record is from RefSeq and is a predicted model, not a curated record.